UGUCAAAAGACAUUUUGAUGUAUCGAGGGAUUUUGCAUCUGCUAAUAUGAUAGGAGCAAAAAGUUUAAUGGGGAACUCAUGGCCGGAUUUGGACAUGCUACCAUUUGGAUGGCUAACCGAUCCUAAUAAGUGUUAUAAUGACGCUAUGGGCAAUGGCAAAGUCGCCCCUUAUGUAUGGUGGCGAUGUAAGGAAGAUUGAUCCCACAACAUAUGAUCUUAUCACAAAUCCUACCCUUCUUGAGAUUAAUUCUUUUAGCACAAAUAAUAUCGAGUUUCCUUAUAUUACAAGCUUGAAGAAUGAAGAUCAGGAUUCUGGAAAGCUAAUGAGAAGAAGCUACAGAGAAACAAAAACAACAUCAUAUACACAUUCAUUAGGCCUCACUAGCUGCACUGAUUCAAAAGCAAGUGGUUGGACUAGCGAAAGUCUUGGCCUAUAUCCUGAUAGAAUCUGUUGGAAAAGGAACCUAGGAAACAAGCAUCUUGACCCCUUAUGCAUGCACAAGAGAGAACUGAACUUUGCAUCAGAUGAAGAGAAUAUGUAUCAAGAUUAUCAUCAUUUAGUUGCAGCCAACAGAAUACAAUUUUGCUUGGAUGUUUCUCCAAAACGAAAGCUUGCUUCUAAAGAGUUCAAGAGAGGUACAUUUUCGCCCUGCAGGCGGGAUUCAAAUCAGUGGCAUUUGAACUAUCUAGGAGGAAGAUUGGUGAUACUUUCAGCUUGCCAAUGUGACUCCUCAAAGAGCAUGACAGGGCACAAGAGGGAUGAACGGGCAAAGAAUAGUCACUCUUUAGAUCUUAAAAUUGAUGAAAAACUGUUGUCUCUAAAACCCUAUUAUUUUGGCUUUGUAUAUGUACGAUCUUAUAUAACUUCAAAGUAGGUAUUUUCUCACCUUA
Molecule: messenger RNA, 891 nt
Organism: Trifolium pratense (red clover)
Lineage: Eukaryota; Viridiplantae; Streptophyta; Magnoliopsida; Fabales; Fabaceae
Exons: 6
Coding region: 138-875 (245 amino acids)
Source: RefSeq, a predicted model, not a curated record